Molecule: messenger RNA, 2283 nt
Organism: Rotaria sp. Silwood1
Lineage: Eukaryota; Metazoa; Rotifera; Eurotatoria; Philodinida; Philodinidae
Source: the annotation of a GenBank genome assembly
AUGGCAAGUCCUAAUCUUCCAUUAUCCUCAACAGAUGAUGAUAUUCUUGUUGAUAUAACUUCAUCAUCUACAAGUACAUUACAUAAAGAACAAUUAAAAUCAAAAUAUACUGUUACUGCACAUGGUGUAAGUAAAACACAUUUAGCCACUUGGUGGUCAAAUUUCGGUUUUGCAAAAGAAGAAGUAUCAGGUGAAGCAUUCUUCGUUUCUAACUUUAUAUCAUGCCAAAAAUGCUUCAUUACCUAUCGUUAUGGAUCAUCUUCAACAGAAUCCAUAGCAAGACAUCAAUGUACUGGUUUAACAUUAUCAUCAUGCAAUUCAACAACUACUGAAAAUCCAUUUACAUUAGAAAAGCAUUUCACAAAACAAAAAAAACCAUUUCGUCAUUUUGAACAACAACAUUUAACAAAAUUGUUUUCUAAUUGGGUAUCUGAUAAUUUACGUCCUAUAUCAAUAAUUGAAGAUUCAGGUUUUCGUGAAAUAUGUUCGUAUUUUUAUGAUCAAGGUGUAAAAAAUUGUAAUCGACAUAUGGAUUUAGAUAGUUUGUUUCAAUCCAGACAAACCAUAUCGCGUAGUAUAACAAAUCUAGCACAGAAUUAUCGUGAACAAUUAAUUGAUGUUAUGAAAGAACCAAUUAAAAGUGGAUCAAUAACUCUUUCACCAGACAUGUGGAACGAUAAAUUUCGACAAUUAUCGUAUUUAGGUGUUACUGCAACAUUUACUGAUAUAAAUCUUAAAUUUAAAAAAUUUACUUUAUGUUGUCGUAGUUUUCCAGUAGAAUUAGCCAAAACGGGUGAUAAUAUAUCAAAAGUUCUAAAAGAAGAAUUAGAUAAAUAUAAUAUUGCACGAUUUGAUUCUGUUUAUUGGAUAAGUGAUCGCGGAUCAAAUUUUAUUCGAUGCUUUAAUUUGAAUAUGAUCGAUCCGAUUUUCUGUUUUGCACAUCUAAUUCACAAUGUUUUAACCUUCACAUUUAUGAACAAAAAAAUUGAUGGUUAUUUCAAUGAUGAAGGUUUUGAAGAUAUUCCAGAUGAUUUAGGUCAACAAGAUUAUCUUGGUGAUGAAUUUAUGACACUAGCUGUUAAGAGAAUUUUAUUAACCAUUAGAUAUACAAAAAUUCUUGUCAAAUAUGUAAAAAUGUCGAACUUGAAUGAAUUAAUAGUUCAAUUAGGUGGUGAAGGAACAAAAACAUUAAAGCAAUCGGUGGUAACUCGUUGGUUAUCUUUAUUUGCAUGUGUUGAAUCUGUGUAUAUUAAUUAUGAUGCAACAUUAUUAGCUUUAGAAACUCGACGUGCAACAAAAUAUAUUAAUGAUUUAACAAAAUAUUAUUUAAUUGAUGUUUUAAUUCUAUUGAUUCCACUUAAUGCUGCACUUGAAAGUAUUCAAAUUGAUGAAGGACCUUCAUUACAUUUAGUAAUACCUUUCUAUCAAAAGCUGUUAAAUGAUUAUAGUUCUUAUUCAAAAUUAAUUGCAUCGGCAAAAAAGAAAAAACCUUCAUUAUUUCAAAGCUCAUUUGUUUUGGAUUAUUUAUCAACUGAAUCUAGUGGUGUAGAAUUUUUUCGUGAACGUAUACAUGCUAAAUUAAUGGAAGUUUUUGUUUUUGAUGAUCGUCAUUAUAUAGCAAUGUGCCUUCAUCCAGCAUUAAGAGAAAUGGAUGGUGUUCCAUAUCAUAUGAAAACUAGUUGCUACAGUAACAUUCGUCAAUAUUUACAAGAUGAUGAAAGUCGUGUUGUUGAUACACCUACAACGACUGACACUUCAUCAACAAACAAAAAGCGAAAACUGCUGCACAAAUUUUUAGAUGAAGACGAAGAUGAAGAUGUUCGUGCAGCUAUACAAACACAAUCAUUUGAUUCAAAUAAUAUGAACAUUACUGAUGACGAUAAUUCCCUUAUUCAUAAAUCUGCUAUUCGACGUUCAAUUUCAACCUCUUCUCUUUCAACUGAGUUCUCAUACAGAACAAAUUAUCAAGCGUUUAAACCUGAUGAACUUGAUCAAUAUCUUGAAAUUGAUAUACCAUCAACAAUAGUUAAAGAAAAUCCACUUGAAUUUUGGUCCGGUGAAUUUGCUUCAAAAUUUCCUCGCUUAAAACACCUUGCGAGGAAAAUUCUAUCAAUUCCUGCCACAUCAUCAGGAACAGAACGAUUAUUUAGCUAUAGUGGCAUUAUUUUGAAUAGUAGAAGACAACGACUUUCACCGGACCAAGUAGAUAAUAUGUUAGUUAUUAGAAGUGCUCGACAAGUACUUUCAAGUAUGAAGGAAAAUGAUUCAACUAAUAAAGAUUGA